GCGGACAACGGAAACUGAUGCAUUCUGUUCUGUCCUUCUUGGUUCUGAUUCGCCCUCAUCGUUCUUUACGAAAGUUCAAUCAUUUUCUUAAUUGCUUAAUCCCUUGAGAAAAAUCAUAUUUUGGGCGGGUCAACUCGAUCAAGCGCGUGAUUUGUUUGCUCCUCUGUAUAUUGACUGCUGUUUGAAGUAAAAGUGGGGGGAACCCUAGGCUCAAGUGUAUGGUCUAGUGAUGCAGCCUGCCAUUUGCUCUGUAAAGGAUCGAUCUUUCUGCCACAUUUGGUAAAUCAUAAGUGGAUGAUAGAUUAGCCGGUUGGCAGCUGAGGAAAGGAAAAAUAAUUUGAACUAGGAGUUUGAUUGAGGAAUGUCAGGUGGAUAUUGGGUGUGUUAUGCAGGAACCUGACUUCAUUGGUGCUCAGAAAAGGCAUUCAGAUUUCAUGGCUCAGCUAGAGUUCAUAUGUAUUAGUUCAUCAGAUGAUGACUUGGAGCUGGAGGAGAUAGAAAAUCCAAAUUAUGGAAAUCGUUCUGGUUGGCCUGCUCAUGAAAGCAAUGCUGGUUAUGGUGGAGGGCUUGUGCUUGAUAAUUCUUUGAGAUGGGCAAAUACUUCAAAUGCAAGCUCUUCUAGUGUUUAUAAUCACUAUACUGAACCUGGGUCCAGCAGUUAUAUGCCAAACAUGCAUGGAGAUGGAUCUUUCAAUUUUUUGAAGAAUGGAAACACAAGUCAGUUUCAGACAGUAAAUUCCCGAAUUGCUAAAUCUUCUGAUGCUGAUUAUGAGAAAAUACCAUUCCAACAAGCUUUGAAGAGGACCUUUUCAUCAUCGCCUCAGCCAGCUGCAACAAAGCCACUUCCAUCUCUUCAGUCAUUUGCACCUGGAAGUAAUACGAACAGUGACAAGGGCGCUUUGCGUGAUAACUAUGGCAGGGGCAAUGAUGAACGCAUGAUGUAUCAAAAUGGUGGGAUUAGGAUUCUUCCUCCACCUAUGAUUCAUGGAAAGUCUAUCUCUAACACAGUGUUAGCUAGCUCAAGUGAGCUGUUUCGUACUGGGGCAGAAGAAAGGGCUUCAGAAAAUGAUGAGAGACUAAUUUAUCAGGCAGCACUGGAGGAUCUCAAUCAGCCAAAAGUUGAAGCUAAUUUACCUGAUGGUUUAUUGUCUGUGUCACUUCUGAGACAUCAGAAAAUUGCAUUGGCUUGGAUGCUUCAGAGGGAAACCAGAAGCUUGCAUUGCUUGGGGGGAAUUCUGGCUGAUGAUCAGGGCCUUGGAAAGACAAUUUCGAUGAUUGCCCUCAUACAAAUGCAGAGAUCAUUGCAGUCAAAAUCGAAAGCAGAUGAGAUGUGCAAUCAUAAAGCUGAAGCAUUAAAUUUGGAUGAGGAUGAUGAAAAUGAUAAUGCUGGUGGUACUGUGGAAAAAUCUAAAAAGAAUGAAGAUGAUAUAAAGCCUGUUCCUGAAUCAGUUAGUUCAUCUUCAACAAGGGUGCUUGGCAGGAAAAGACCAGCUGCUGGUACACUGGUUGUCUGCCCUGCUAGUGUUCUCCGACAGUGGGCAAGGGAAUUGGAUGACAAAGUAGGAGAUGAAGCUAAGCUCUCUGUGUUGAUUUAUCAUGGGGGUAAUAGGACGAAGGAUCCUGUUGAACUUGCAAAAUAUGAUGUCGUCCUCACAACAUAUUCUAUUGUAACUAAUGAGGUUCCAAAGCAACCUUUAGUUGAAGAGGAUGAAAUUGAUGAAAAAAUGGGGGAAAAAUUUGGGUUGUCCUCUGAGUUUGCUUUUGGUAAAAAGAGGAAAAAGGCUAAUAAUGCAAAUAAAAAGUGUAAAAAAGGUAAAAAGGGAAUUGACAGUUCUUUUGAUUGUGCAUCUGGUGCCCUCGCAAAAGUUGGCUGGUUCAGGGUCAUUCUAGAUGAAGCUCAAACAAUAAAGAAUCAUAGAACUCAGGUGGCUAGAGCUUGCUGCAGUCUUCGAGCCAAAAGAAGGUGGUGCUUAUCUGGAACACCUAUUCAAAACGCUAUUGAAGAUCUCUAUAGCUACUUCAGAUUCCUGAAGUAUGAUCCUUAUGCUGUAUAUAAAUCAUUCUACAAUACAAUAAAAGUGCCAAUAUCCAAAAAUUCUAUUCAAGGUUACAAGAAGCUUCAAGCAGUUCUUAGGGCUAUAAUGCUACGUCGUACUAAAGGAACACUGAUUGAUGGACAGCCUAUAAUCACUUUGCCCCCUAAAACUAUUCAGCUGAAUAAGGUGGAUUUCUCCAUUGAGGAGCGGGCCUUCUACACCAAGUUGGAAGCAGAUUCACGUACUCAAUUUAAGGCAUACGCUGCUGCUGGUACAGUCAAUCAAAAUUAUGCAAACAUUCUUUUAAUGCUUUUACGUCUCCGUCAGGCUUGCAACCACCCACGUCUUGUUAAAGAUUAUAGUUCUGAUUUCGUCGGGGAAAGUUCGAUAGAAAUGGCGAGAACACUUCCAAGGGAGAUGCUACUUAAUCUUUUCAAUUGUUUGGAAACAUCCUUUGCAAUUUGCAAAGUUUGCAAUGAUACGCCUGAAGAUCCAGUUGUUACCAUGUGUGGCCAUGUUUUCUGUUAUCAGUGUGUAUCAGAACAUUUGACGGGUUAUGAAAAUAUGUGCCCAGCUGCUGAUUGUAGAGAACAAAUUGGUGAUGAUGUCAUCUUCUCCAAAGCUACAUUAAGAAGUUGCAUCUCUGGUGAUCUUGGUGAUAGCAGUUCCUCAAAUUCUCGACUCAUUGAUUAUUCAGUCGUGCAGCAGAGUAAUUACAGUUCAUCUAAAAUCAAGGCACUCCUCGAGAUUCUGGAGCUACAUUUGAGUCCCUCUGGUCGUUCUAGAAAUUCACUGCCUUCUGAAACUUCAGAUGUUGACAACUUGGAUUCAGAUGUGAUUAUUACAAGGCACACAAGAAAAUAUUCAGAGAGCACAACUGACGGACCAAUGAAGGCUAUUGUUUUUUCCCAGUGGACUAGCAUGUUGGACUUAGCUGAAGAUUCACUGAAGGACUCUGGUAUUCGAUACAGGAGACUUGAUGGUACCAUGACGUUGGCCGCAAGGGACAAGUCUGUUAAAGAUUUCAACACUGAUCCUGAGGUAACUGUCAUGCUGAUGUCACUAAAAGCAGGAAAUCUUGGUUUGAACUUGGUUGCUGCUUGUCAUGUCGUUCUUUUAGAUCUUUGGUGGAAUCCAACAACUGAAGACCAAGCUGUUGAUCGAGCUCACAGGAUUGGACAGACGCGUCCUGUUACUGUGACACGGCUCACUAUAAGAGAUACGGUUGAAGAUAGAAUCUUGGCUCUCCAGGAAGACAAGAGAAAAAUGGUGGCGUCUGCUUUUGGUGAAGAUCAAGCUGGCGGGACGGCAACUCGCCUGACAGUGGAUGACCUAAAAUAUCUUUUCAUGGUCUGAAGAAAUGGUGCUUACUUUGUGUUCCCAUGAUGUUGGAUGAUCUGAAUCAGUCCAAUCUUUGUUCUGGGCUGCUCAGUUAUGUAUUGCUGCAUUUUUUGGUGCCCCUUCAUAUGUGUUGCUCAUAUUGGGUAGGGAAGGCUGGUUUAUUUUCGGUGUACCUUAAUAGGUUAUGAAGCCCUCAAGGGCAUUUUUGUUCCCCUGCAACAGCUAUGUAGUAUAAAGAAGUCUGUAAAUAUACUAGUUAGAUUCUCUCUGUGGAAAAUUUCCUUGAGCAGCCGACCUUUUUCUUCUUUUAUAUUCCCAGAAUUAUCUCUACCUUGGACACUGCAUGGAUUGCCAAAUGUUCUUCAAUGGCUGUUGUAUUUCCCAUGCUCAACUGUGUCAAGGAUGGUUUUUUUUCUUCCAAGGAAUUAGGUCACAUGUACUAUAUAUAUUUCAUUGGAGUAAAAUUUGUACAAUACUCCCUCCGGGUUAAAAUAUAUGACAUUACUAUAUAUAUUUCAUUGGAGUAAAAUUUGUACAAUA
Prosopis cineraria is the source of this 3917-nucleotide messenger RNA. Its product is annotated as helicase-like transcription factor CHR28. Lineage: Eukaryota; Viridiplantae; Streptophyta; Magnoliopsida; Fabales; Fabaceae. The record is from RefSeq and is a predicted model, not a curated record. Gene Ontology annotation, molecular function: metal ion binding; ATP-dependent chromatin remodeler activity; ATP binding.